Messenger RNA from Leptopilina heterotoma, 675 nucleotides. Its product is annotated as tigger transposable element-derived protein 6-like. Gene Ontology annotation, molecular function: nucleic acid binding. The transcript is spliced from 3 exons. The record is from RefSeq and is a predicted model, not a curated record. Bases 1 to 675 code for a protein of 224 amino acids. Lineage: Eukaryota; Metazoa; Arthropoda; Insecta; Hymenoptera; Figitidae.
AUGGACAAUUGCACUGCACAUACAGAUUUACCAACUCUCGCAAAUGUGAAUGUUAUUUUUUUACCUGCCAAUACUACCAGCCACUUGCAACCAUUAGAUCAAGGAGUAAUUCAUGCUUUUAAGAGACAUUAUCGCAAAGAAGUGGUGAAGCAUGUUUUGACAUGUUUAGAAAAAAAUAUGAAGCCUGAAAUAAACGUACUUCUGGCUAUAAAGUUCGCUAGCAAAGCAUGGUACUCAAUAAGCGACGUCACCAUCAAGAAUUGCUUUAAAAAAGCUGGAUUUUGCACUGACGUGGGAAACCAGACAGAAGAAGAUGAUGUUGAAGUCCCUAGUAUCGAGGAUUGGAAUACACUCUUGCCUUGUGAACAUAACAUUGAAAAUCCAACUUUCGAAGAUUUUGUUAGAGUAGAUGACAAUGUGACAGUUACAGGAGAACUCACGGAUAACGACAUAAUAGCCAAUUUAACCACGGCCAAAAAUGAUGAUGAUGACGAUGAUGAUGAUGAUGAUAAUGAAGAUGAUAAUGAAGAAAACAAAAAUUUGACUAAAAGAGAAGAACUUUUUCCAAAUAAACAAGAAACUUUAAAAGCUUUAGAGACUACCUCUGUAAGUGAAAACUGGGAUUACGUUGCAGAAAUGGCAUCAAAAAAGUAUUACGUAGUAACUGGAUCAUAA